AUGGCGAGGCGAUCACAGCCGAGCACCGACUCGUCACCGACAUCAUUCUACUCAAGCAAGGAGGAGGACUCAGAGCUCACGUCAAAGUCGACAACUGCGAGCACUCCGACCACUGGCUCGCCAUGCCAGUACAGAACGGCACGGGAGCUGCCUCACGAGCUGAAAGAGCACUGCCAGAUAUUCCUCGAAGAACAAUUGUACACCUGUGCCAUCAACCUUCUCAGCAGCAUCCUCGGUUCCGGCAUAUCGAGAUCAUCACCGAGCGGCAAGCCUGUGCCCGUGCCGCCGCCGAGCCACCUCGCGCUGCUGAGCACCAUCGCCGUUCAUCCGCUGCACACAACGCGUGUCGAUAAACCAGAGCAUCUCGACGUCUCUUCUCUCGCCCUGAGCUACCUCCGAAACGUCCUCAAAGUGGUGGGACCACUUCACGCCGAUUUCCGAACCGCCUUCCAGUUCCGCUCCACGCCGCGAUGGAACCGUCGUGCAACAGGACAUACCGGCCAUGAUAGCGACAGCGACAUGUCUGAUGGCGAGUCGGAGAGCAACCGCGAUGCACUACGAGGAAGGAUUGCGAACGAGGGCAGCGUGUGGGCCAAAGGCCAGGAUUUCUGGUCUACGGUCGGGUGGGCAUUUCACUGCUGCACGCUGAUGCCGCACCGAUGGCGGUAUUGGAAGGCCUGGCUGGAGUUUAUGCUGGAUGUGCUGGAUGCCGACUGGGAGGAGCGGAAACGUCGCGAUCUGGAGGACUAUGAGAUAAAAGGACGCAUUGGGGAAGUGCCCACGAUAUGGCGAGCCGAGUCCAUGUUGGUCAUGUACAUGGACCAGAAGGACGGUCGCCACUCUGGGCCAAAGGCCAUCAUGAAGGCGCUGUUUGCUUACAACGGAAGUGUGUCUUCUUCAUCUUUCCAGGAGGUUUUCGAUAAAGAGCACAAAGGGCCAAGGCAGCGAGGGAAGAAGCGAAAGCGUGAAGCAGUCCUUGACCUGGCAAACGAUAAGUUUGGCGACUAUUUCGACGAAGACGAGUCUAUCUCCUCCGGCGUCUCCGAGCCUCCAACCCCUCAGAAGCAACGCACUAAAAGUGAAGCAUCGGGGGUCGGUGCUGGCAUGGUAGAAUCUAUUCAGCUGCGGCUGCGGCUAUUUAGGCUGCUUUCCGUAGCCACAGAUGACUUGGGUAAGCACACGGAGCUUAACAGGCUCUACGAGGAUUUUGCAGCCAGCAUCAAAGUUCUCCCUCUGGAUAUAUUCGCUCUCUUUGUCUCUCAUCGGCCGGACGUGCUGCUACGACCGUCGCAAAUCACCCUCACCAGAGAGCUUUUCCACCUGCUUCUCCCAUCAUCUUACAAAGAUCCCCGGAAGGUCGACCCGGAAGGUGAUUCGUUGGGCAGCCUGACGAUGCCUAUGCUGGAACACUGUUACGUCUGCUAUCCCGCUAAUACGAUCGGCCUGGAAGACAAUGCCAAAUUGUCGCUGCUGGUGGAGAGCGCGAUGCAGCUGCUCUGGCUCUGCGAUAUGAUCGAGUAUACGGACAGCUUCGCCGUCGCAGUCGACAAGGGCAUAGAGGCGAGGGCGAAGAAGGCACAGAGGAAAAGGACGGGCCGUACAAAGGCCGAUGCGAGCGAUUCGCAUGCUUUUAACGUGAUGGAGGCAUCUGCUGAUCGUAUACGAAUUCUCUUGGACGUUUUGAAUGCAUCGACUUGA
This is a messenger RNA of Trichoderma gamsii, 1698 nucleotides long. RefSeq lists its product as hypothetical. The record is from RefSeq and is a predicted model, not a curated record. The transcript is spliced from 2 exons. NCBI's taxonomy places the organism in Eukaryota, Fungi, Ascomycota, Sordariomycetes, Hypocreales, Hypocreaceae. Bases 1 to 1698 code for a protein of 565 amino acids.